Rotaria sp. Silwood1 is the source of this 903-nucleotide messenger RNA. NCBI's taxonomy places the organism in Eukaryota, Metazoa, Rotifera, Eurotatoria, Philodinida, Philodinidae. The record is from the annotation of a GenBank genome assembly.
AUGGCUAAGGCAAUGGUAUUGGAAAACAAAUCUCGUUACACAGAUGUUUUCGAUGAACCUAUACAUAAUCUUUUAGCACCCAUAAAAGGCUAUCAAGAUAAACCCCUUGUUUCACUCAUGGAAGCUAUUGAGUCGCUUGCUGGUUUUUUCAAUGGAAUCGAAGACAAUGUCCUGGUUGCUUUACAUAAUUCCCAAAAUCCAGCUGAUGGUUUAAAUCAACAAGAAUCAGCUGCUAUACAUCUCUACACAAUGGAGUUCGACGGUGGGCCAAGUCUAUAUCUUUUACUCAAUCGAUCUCUGAGAGCUGAAAUUCGCGAAGAUUUAAAGCCAUGGUUCUUGUAUUUGAAAUUAUUUCUUACUGCUCUUUAUAAAUUACCUUCACAAAAAGGACGAGUAUGGCGUGGUAUUCGAGAUGUCGAUCUCUCUUCACAGUAUAAGGUCGGCACGAAGUUCGCUUGGUGGGGAGUAAGUUCUUGCACUGCUGCUAUGAAACUGCUCGAAUCUGAAAAAUUCUUGGGUAAAACUGGACAACGUACUCUAUUUUCAAUCGAAUGUAUCAAUGGAAAAUCUAUUGCUGCACAUUCAUAUUUCAAAAACACCGAACAAGAAAUCAUUCUUAUGCCUGGUUCGUAUUUCGAAGUGUUAGGUCAAUUGAAUCCUGCGCCAGGUCUUCAUAUUAUUGAAUUAAAAGAAAUUAUACCACCGAUGACACUUGUUAAGCCACCAUUUUCUAAACUGAACGAAGAAAAGACCUCUUCAGCUGGAUAUAAACCAAACACAUCUUCUCCACACACAUCGACGGCAACAACAGCAGCAUCAUCAGUCGACAAAGUACCAAAGAAAAAGUCAUCAUUUGGAUCUGGUAUGAAUAAUUUGCUGAUUCGUCUUUGUUUUCUAAUUUAG